This is a messenger RNA of Morus notabilis, 1091 nucleotides long. Its product is annotated as eukaryotic translation initiation factor. The record is from RefSeq and is a predicted model, not a curated record. NCBI's taxonomy places the organism in Eukaryota, Viridiplantae, Streptophyta, Magnoliopsida, Rosales, Moraceae. Gene Ontology annotation, cellular component: eukaryotic translation initiation factor 4F complex; cytoplasm. Bases 62 to 676 code for a protein of 204 amino acids. The transcript has 5 exons. Gene Ontology annotation, biological process: translational initiation. Gene Ontology annotation, molecular function: translation initiation factor activity; RNA 7-methylguanosine cap binding.
UCAAAAGUAGACCUAAAACCUUUUUCGCAUCACCAACCAAAUUGAGAUCAAGGAUUUAGCUAUGGCGACCGAGUUGUCAUCUUCUGCGGCUACAGAGCAACAACCAGAGGGAGGUCCGGCCAUGGCGGCGGCGAAUGCUGGGCCCCACAAGCUAGAGAGGAAGUGGACGUUCUGGUUCGACAACCAGUCCAAGCCCAAGCAAGGCGCCGCCUGGGGCACCUCCCUUCGCCAGGUCUACACUUUCGACACCGUCGAGGAAUUUUGGUGUUUGUAUGACCAAAUAUUCAAGCCCAGCAAGUUGCCUGCACAAGCGGAUUUCCAUUUGUUCAGAGCUGGGGUUGAACCCAAGUGGGAAGAUCCCGAAUGUGCUAAUGGAGGCAAGUGGACUGUUGCCAGCAACACAAAAUCUAGCCUCGAUACGAUGUGGUUAGAAACUUUGAUGGCUUUGAUUGGAGAGCAAUUUGAUGAGACUGAUGAGAUUUGUGGUGUGGUGGCGAGUGUGCGCCCAAGGCAGGACAAAAUUUCACUAUGGACCAAGACAGCUGCAAAUGAGGCUGUCCAGAUUAGCAUUGGAAGGAAGUGGAAGCAGAUAAUUGACUUAAGUGACAGGAUCACUUACAGCUUCCAUGAUGAUUCUAGAAGAGAUAGGUCGGCGAAAGCUCGAUACAAUGCAUGAACUGUCACUCGACGAUUUUGUUGCAUGGAUCUCUACAUGUUAGUUACUUAAAUUGUUACAAAUAUUGGCAACUCGUUGCAGAUUUUGAUGUUCUGUUUACUGAGGAAAACCAAGUAGAUCAAAUAUUUUAUAUGUUUUGUUUGUUAAUGUAAUAUGGCGAUUAUUGGUCUUUAUAUUUUGAUAUUCACAUUUUUUUUUUUUUUUUUGAAAAAGAAAACUACUAAACUGAAGUUUGAUUUGUUCGUCGCCUCUCCUUUACUCAAACCUGAAAUGAAGAGUUGAAAUCGGCUCAUUGCUAGGUUUUUCCUGUUCUAGUCUCCUAUUAGGGAUGCAAAAGAGCCGAUUUACCAUUAUUAGUUUCUAGAUCUCUCUGUUCCCGCCAACCCUUUCUUAUUACUCUACCUUGUAGACAAUU